Molecule: messenger RNA, 951 nt
Organism: Penicillium soppii
Lineage: Eukaryota; Fungi; Ascomycota; Eurotiomycetes; Eurotiales; Aspergillaceae
Product: HMG-box domain-containing protein
Exons: 3
Coding region: 1-951 (316 amino acids)
Biological process (GO): anatomical structure morphogenesis; negative regulation of transcription by RNA polymerase II; cell differentiation
Molecular function (GO): DNA-binding transcription factor activity, RNA polymerase II-specific; RNA polymerase II cis-regulatory region sequence-specific DNA binding
Source: RefSeq, a predicted model, not a curated record
AUGUCGCAGACCACCUUCUGGGACAUCAAUGACCCUAAUUCAAUGAGCGCUCGUCGUGCCACCGAGAUUCUGUGGGGUGAUGCCAUUGUGCAGCUCCGGGCUAACAACGGAGAAGUUCUGGUUCCCUGCGACAUAGUCACUGAUGUCAUCGGGGAGGCCAAUUUGAAAGUCAUGGCUGACCGUCUUGCAAACAUCAUGAACAAAAAGGUCCACAUCUUGCAUGACGUGCCUACUUCGUGCUACCGUCUUGUUGCAAGUGACGAUGAGUCAGUCACCUCUCAAGGCUCGAGCCUUAGCGACACCUCAGUUAACACGAGUGAUCACAGCAGCAUCGGAACGCCCUUGCAUACAGCUGGAGAUUCUUCGGUCAAGAUUCCACGACCCCCAAAUUGCUUUAUUCUGUACCGUCAGGCAUUCCACAAUCACGUCAAGGCUGCCAACCCAGGGGUCUCCAACAACGAAAUCUCCCGCAUCCUUGGCGCACGUUGGAACAACGAGUCUGACGCCGUUCGCACCAAGUACACACUGAUUGCCGAGCGCUUGAAAGCCUUGCAUGCACUCAAAUACCCUGACUAUCAGUAUGCUCCCCGUCGACCCCACGAGCGCAAGCGACGAGCAACUCGAGUCCGCAACGAGGAUACAAGCUCUAUCGAAGCCGAUCCCGCCUACGUUGAGCUGUACAACAAUGCUCAGGAAUCUCAGGAUGAAUUUCAAUCUAUGUCAACUGCAGAGGAGUUCAUGAAAGAUCUGGAUGACCAAAUUGGAUUUUUCAACCCCGACAAUGUUGCGCCUAUUCCUGAUUUCUUCAAUGAAUCCGAUGGUCAGAUCAUUGGCACCGGUCAACUUCAGAAUGCCAUAUUCGACUCCAUGGAAUAUUCUACUACAACUCUUACCAACGGCAUCAAUCUUGAUAUCCACAACCACGAAAUGCUUGUUUCCGACUUGAUUUGA